AUAAUUAUUCCUCCCAUUACUGCGUCACAUUCCAUAUCUGCGUCAGUUUUGUAUCGGUUUCGAUAAACACGUGUGUGGUCGCAUUUUGCGACAUUUUGUUUCGAGUGUGAGAUUCGUUGGGAAAAUCGUAUAGAUUUAGGAAAAAUGUCAUAGAUUUCCAGGAUACCCAGCAGAGAAAGCUUACUUCACAAGGUAACAUAAAGACUUUCUGGUGGCAGAGAGCAUCAGAAUUCAGAUAAUACUUGCACCAGCCCACUGCUUGAGUGAACCACCAUGGCGGGCAUGCAGGUGCUGUUUGAGCACGCCGCCGGCUACGUGCUGUUCGGCGUCAAGGAGUUCGAGGAGACGGGCAUGCUGCUGCCAGAGGUGGAGGCCUCCGUCACCGACCUGGCCAAGUUCAACUCGAUCGUCCACCUGACGGGCUUCGCGCCCUUCAAGACCGGCGCCAACGCCCUGGAGAACAUGAACGCCGUGUCCGAGGGCAUCGCCACCGAGGACCUGCAGCUGUUCCUGGACACCAACCUGCCCAGCAAGCGCAAGAAGGUGGUCCUGGGCGUGUCGGAGCCGAAGCUGGGCGCCGCCAUCUCCGAGGCGCUCGGCGUCAAGUGCCAGCACACGGGUGCCGUGCCCGAGAUCCUGCGCGGAAUCCGGCUGCACGUCCACAACAUGGUCAAGGGCUUCACACUGGUCAACUCGGGCAAGGCGCAGCUCGGUCUCGGCCACAGUUACUCGCGUGCCAAGGUCAAGUUCAACGUCAACAAGUCGGACAACAUGAUCAUCCAGAGCAUCGCGCUGCUGGACCAGCUGGACAAGGACGUGAACACGUUCUCGAUGCGCAUCCGCGAGUGGUACUCGUAUCACUUCCCGGAACUGGUCAAGAUCGUGCCCAACAACUACAUGUACGCGCGCUGCACGCAGCUCAUCCGCAACCGCAAGGAGAUGACUGAGGAGAUCAUCCCUCAGCUCGAGGAGAUCCUCAUGGACUCGGCCAAGGCGCAGGCCAUCUACGAGGCGUCCAAGUCGUCGAUGGGCAUGGACAUCUCCCCACUGGACCUGAUCAACAUCGACAUGUUCGCCAAGCGUGUGGUGGCGCUGUCCGAGUACCGCACCAGCCUGCAGAACUACCUGAAGGAGAAGAUGGGUGCGGUGGCGCCCAACCUGGGCGAGCUGGUCGGUGACACGGUGGCCGCGCGCCUCAUCUCGCACGCCGGAUCGCUCACCAACCUGGCCAAGUACCCGGCCUCCACGGUGCAGAUUCUGGGCGCCGAGAAGGCCCUCUUCCGUGCGCUCAAGACACGCGGUAACACGCCCAAAUACGGCCUUCUCUUCCAUUCCACCUUCAUCGGACGCGCCGGUGCCAAAAACAAGGGACGCAUCUCGCGCUAUCUCGCCAACAAGUGCAGCAUCGCCAGCCGUAUCGAUUGCUUCUCAGAGACAACCAACACCGUUUUUGGUGAGAAGCUUCGCGAACAGGUUGAGGAGCGACUCAAGUUCUACGAGACUGGCGAGAUCCCACGCAAGAACGCCGAGGUCAUGAAGGAAGCCAUGGAUGAGAGCGUCCUGGUGGAGGCCAAGUCAGAAAAGAAGAAGAAAAAGAAGAAGAAGAAUAAGAGUGAGAACGGCGAAAAUGGUGACACUACGCUGGAUAUGUCACAAGUUGAAGAUGCUGAGGAGCCGAAGAAGAAGAAAAAGAAGCGUAAGCAUCUGGAUGAGGUGAACGGGGACUCGACAAUGGAGCUAAAUGACACUCAGGAGGAGGCCACUCCCAAGAAAAAGAAGAAGAAGAACAAGGAGCUGGAGAUGGAAUACGGCGAGUAGAGAAGCCGACAUCCGCUCGUGACCAGUCCAGUGGGCCAUUUACUGGACGCGCUGGGGGCUAUUGACGCCGUGCGGCUGGGUCAGACGGGUAAAAGUGUCUGGCAGACGAAAUGGUAUGCGGUUGUUGGUCUUAGACGAGUGGUAUUUUAAGAUGGCGCUUUUGAUCGCGAGGAACGUGGAUACAUCGCUGCCACGCUUAUUUUUGAACCAUAAACGUUGUUCGCGUUUUUUUUUUUCGGGAUAAUAAAAGUGAAGGCGUCAGA
This is a messenger RNA of Amphibalanus amphitrite, 2081 nucleotides long. RefSeq names its product nucleolar protein 56-like. The coding region runs from base 274 to 1818 and encodes 514 amino acids. The record is from RefSeq and is a predicted model, not a curated record. Lineage: Eukaryota; Metazoa; Arthropoda; Thecostraca; Balanomorpha; Balanidae. Gene Ontology annotation, molecular function: snoRNA binding. The transcript has 3 exons. Gene Ontology annotation, cellular component: box C/D methylation guide snoRNP complex; small-subunit processome.